Molecule: messenger RNA, 251 nt
Organism: Paramecium octaurelia
Lineage: Eukaryota; Ciliophora; Oligohymenophorea; Peniculida; Parameciidae
Source: the annotation of a GenBank genome assembly
AUGAAGGAAACAGGUUCUGAACUUAUCUAAGUUGAGAACAAAGUUUUACAAAUUAUUAUGUGUAUAUUAUUAAAGUUCUUGUAAAGUAUGAUUAAAUUAUCACACAAUCAUAAAUAAGUAUGGGGUUUGUUGUUAUAAAGAGAUAAAUGUAAUAUGACAUAAGUUAAUUAGGGAUAUAGAUGUAGUCGAAGAGAACGUAGAUUAUAAUAGCUAAAGAUUAAUUGUAAAGUGAAGAGGAGAAGUAGACAUGA